CCAUGUGUGAGAAUGAUUGUGGAACUGCUGGGUGCGGUCAGAAGGAGGGCCAGUGGCAGUGCCAGUGCCCCGAGGGCCUCGUGUUCAACGCUGCUAAGAAGCGCUGCCUCCACCCGACUCCCACUCCUCGUCGGGCUGGUGGGCAAGCGAAGAAAUGGCGACCCUAG
Messenger RNA from Closterium sp. Yama58-4, 167 nucleotides. Lineage: Eukaryota; Viridiplantae; Streptophyta; Zygnematophyceae; Desmidiales; Closteriaceae. The record is from the annotation of a GenBank genome assembly.